Molecule: messenger RNA, 7809 nt
Organism: Dreissena polymorpha
Lineage: Eukaryota; Metazoa; Mollusca; Bivalvia; Myida; Dreissenidae
Exons: 10
Coding region: 397-6153 (1918 amino acids)
Source: RefSeq, a predicted model, not a curated record
UGAACAGUGCUACUGCACACGAUUAGACCAAGGAUACCCGCGAAGGUGAACGCAUCUCGUGAUUUUAUCUGUAUUCGGAAACUUAACAAAUAAUAUGAUAUCGGAGAGAGUCGUGUUUUAUCAAGUAGAUACUUCAAAUAUACCGGAGAAAUCGAUUUAAUAUUGCAAAUUAUAUCUUAUUUUGGAGAUGAAAAAAAGUUAUGUGCUAUUUAUAAAAUUUAACAGGAAUUUCCAUGUGUUUUUCCGCGAUCUAUGGUAACCCAACUGUUACUUGAUGUUGGGAUCCCAUAACACCUUAUCAACUCUGUGCAUCAUUGUGUUUCAGGUGAUGCUCAAGCCACAACGUGAUUCGUUAUAAACACAUCUGAUUUCCUUCUGAUGUGUAGAUAAAGCAUAAUGGCGAGUCUGGCAGAUGUUUUCACUGAGAAAGAAAGUACCAACUGGCUAAAGGCAUGGUUGGCAGUGGAUAUUGCAAAGUCUGGCUUAGAUCAUUUCGCAGAGAACGAAGCUAAAACUUUACAUUUGAAUAUAUACAACGCUGUCUGGUCAAGUGUUAUGGCACCAGCUGUUUGCUUUGGCUGUAACACCGCAAACUUGCUGAACUGCCCGACACGAGGAGUAUGCGAUAAACAAGGCGCAAACAGCUCAUGUAAGGCUAUGCAUGAUACCGUGACAAAUCAACCACGACCGUGCCCUACUAACGUGUGUAAUAAAGUUCUCGAUGAAAUAAAAAAUCUGCACAGAUUUGCCCGUCCUUCGUGGAAAAAUACAAGGGCGGAUCUAUGGGCACAACAUCCUUGGCAAAUUGCCAAGGCGUAUUUUCCUCCGGACGGAUAUACUGCAAAGAAUUCGGUGCAAGAAACAGACUUCAAUGGCAUCAUCAGUUUUAUGAUGAACUGUAAACACUUCGACAACAAGUUUUCAUUCCCUAUAUGUUCAGGACAAAGCAAUCCCCCAUGUCUACUGACAAAGGCGCGUGAGAUUGGCAGGACUGUACGUCAUUUGUCUCAGUGUAAACUCACAGAUGCAGAUCUCCAGGUCAUCUUCACAACACUGACUGACUUGCUGACUGACCCAACGUGUCUAGCACACAUUGUCGCAUCACAGGAGGCUGUGAACAAAUUAGUAAAGCUGCAACAUGACGUGUUGAAGAUAACCACGGAGGAAAUUAUCCAUUUACUAGAAGCUGUUCAAGAUAAACUAAAGAAAGUUGUUCAAGAUGAGCUUAAGGAAGUUUUUCAAGAUAAGGACAAGGAAGUUAUUCAAGAUAAAGUGAAGGAAGUUGAAAAUAUAGCCGAGAAGACGCUUCAAGAGAUAAGGGAGUCCAUUCAACGAUACAUGAAUGAUCUCAAGGAGCACAAUGACACAUGUAAACAGCAACUUGAUGAGCACACUAAAACAUGUGAAGUGAAACUGGAUGAACACACUGGAAAAUGUGAAGUGAAACUGGAUGAACACACUGGAAAAUGUAAAGUAAAACUGGAUGAACACUCACAAAAAUGUGAAGUGAAACUGGAUGAACACACUGAAAAAUGUGAAAUGAAACUGGAUGAACACACUGAACAACUUAAAAAUACACUUGAUGGGCAUUCUCGAAAGCAAUCAGAAUCAAACUAUGCGAAAUCAUGCGAAGAUUUCCUUCGACGUUUGAUUAAACAUUACAAGGACACAUCUAGCUAUGUGCCUCUUUCUCCUUUGGAUCAAAGUCUUGAUAAGUGUAUAACAGACAUAUACGCAACGCCUAAAAUACAUCGGAUCAAUAUAAAGAAAGAUGGUACACGAAAGAAAGCGGAACAAGUAAGUUUGUACAAUGAAAUAUUGUAUACAAACGAUCUUGCAAAUAGACAUAUUUACGUGCAAGGCGACCCCGGCUCCGGAAAGUCAACUUUUGCAGCUAAGUUAGUUCAUGAUUGGUGCAAUAAGCCUUUGAUGACUGCUCCGGAUGAAAAUACAGCUUUUGAUGACUUGAUGACAAUUGAAAAAUUCAAGUUCAUAUUUUUCAUCUCGUUGAGAGACGUAAUAGGACAGAAGGAUAUACGUCAGAUGAUUAGAGCCCAGCUCGUUGAUCGAAUGUAUUCCGAAGAUGAUCUUAAUGAUGUGCACAAACUUCUGAAAAAAAUUAUAGAGACUGAACAAUGUCUCGUAGUUCAGGAUGGCCUAGAUGAAUGGAUAGCUCCUGAUGGUUGUAACUUACCUGAACCUUCUUUGACAGGAUUACAACAGGACACGGUCACGGUUCUUACUACAGCUCGACCAUGGAAACUGGCUGAUGAACGUAUCAAAAAUUCUCAAAUCGACAUUCUAUUAGAGAUUGAGGGCAUACGCGAUCCGGAUAUGUUUUGUAAAAAAAUACUCGGGUGCAUAAUUGACGAGACUGAGGAUCUGGACAAAACUGUGAAAGAAUUUCAAACAUUCGUUGAAAUACGUGAACUUGAAUCGUUAUCAGCUUCACCCAUGUUGUACACGCUGGUUAUCUGUAUGUGGGUAGACACGACGAAAGAGGAGGAACAGUUAACAGGAUAUUCCUUGUGUGCGUUAUACACAAUUUGGCUCGAAACUCUUUGUAAAAAAGCGAACAGUACGACUGGUUAUUUUAAUGAUUUAAACCCUUCUCCUGUAGAGUGUUUUUCUAGGACAAGUUACCUACAGCCAAAUAUUGUACACUUAGAUAAGCUUGCAGCUGCAGCUUGUAAAUUGUUGUUCUCUUCUGAAAGAGAAACAUCUAUUGUUUUCAGUAACAUUACAUUGUCGAACUAUUUUUCUCAGGAAGAGUUCACAUUUUGUUUAUCAUUUGCUCUCAAGGCAGGAAUAUUAACAAACAGGAAAGAUAAAAGUCGGACCAGUAACUCGAACUCGUUCAUUCACAAAACUUUGCAAGAAUUCCUCGCAGCGUAUUAUAUCGCACGCAAUACACAUGUCAUUCAAGACGUAAUUGUCGGGUAUCUUAAUCGCUACUGCAAUUCCUAUCUCGAUAUAUCUCAAGUUUUUGUAUUCCUGUGUGGAAUUAACACUGUUGCUGCGAAUGAAUUGUCGGGUUUGAUGAACGAAUGCAACGUUGCUCAUGGCUAUGAUCCCUUUGAGACACAAUUCGGGCCCAGUGAAUUUCAGAUGAUAAUUGAGGAAGGAAUCAAGGAGGCUGCAGCCAGCAAACAGGAUGGCAUAUGCCCAACACUCAGUCAAUUUUACAUUUAUUACAACAACAUACAAGAUUUACAUCGCAUCUGGUCUACAAACACUGCCAACGUCCGGUCAUUGUAUCUGGGAAUCUAUGCCACCGAUAUUCAGUCAUUGCCUCUAGGAAGUUCACUUGCACGUGGUCAGCAAAAAUCACAUUUUGAGUUUAACCUGUCGUCGUGCCACAGACUGAAAGACUUGCGUUUAGAAGGAAGUGCUAUAUGGCUAAAAGAUCCUGCCAGUUUGGGCACAUCGGAUCUUCCGGUCUGGAUUUUUCUCAACAAUGCAGAGCCAUCACAAUGUGGAGACCCUCCUUCAGUACUGCCCUCCAUAGCAUACAUUAAACUGUCAUUUUUCAAAUGUUCCUCCUCCGGGCUACGAAGUCUGUUCAGCACGCUGCUAACUCUCGACCAUGAGGUGAAGUGUACUCUUGAGGAUUGUGUCAUAACAUCUUCUGUCGGAAGAUCAUCUAUAUGCACAAAGGCAACAAUAAGGACGGGUUUAAACAAAACAUUCCACAUAGGCAAUGUUAUGAGUGGCCCCGGUUUUUGGGAGGCUCUACAUGGUCUGAAUAUCAAGUGUCUGGAUAUCAAUGGACUGAAUGCUGACUGUAUUGAACACGGUUCAGAGUCCUUGUUUAAGUCUCUAAAAUCGCUCAUACAGCUGGACACGCUUAGUAUAAGCGCGAAGGAAUUCCAUCCCUCUUUGUGGAAGGCUCUACAUGGUCUGAAUAUCAAGUGUCUGGAUAUCAAUGGACUGAAUGCUGACUCGAUGGAAGUAGGUUCAGAGUCUUUGUUAAAGUCUCUAAAAUCGCUCAUACAGCUGGACACGCUUAGUAUAAGCGCGAAGGAAUUCCAUCCCACUUUGAUGAAGACCCUGUACAUUCUGAAUAUCAAAACUGUAACUCUCAGUUUAAUUGGUAGAUGUCCUAGUCGUCUGAUAAGAAAGUAUGCAUCGCGGAUUUCGCAGGAACCAACAUCGCCCACACAAAUGGACACACUUUAUAUAGCCAUGAAUUCCAAUACCGGUCUGUUAGAUGCUCUUUAUGAUCUGAUUGAAACCACCCUCAGUCUGUGUGGAAAUGGAGAAAAUGUAACAGUGAAUCGUGUAUCGGCAGAGUGUAAGUCACUCGAGACGCUAAAACAGCCUGAUCCUGCCAGUUUGGGAACAUCGGAUACUUCGGUCUUGAUUGUUCUCAACAAUGCAGAAUGGGGAAACCCUUCUAAAGUACUGCCCUCCAUAGCAUACAUUAAACUGUCAUUUUUCAAAUGUUACUCCUCCGGGCUACGAAGUCUGUUCAGGACGCUGCUAACUCUCGACCAUGAGGUGAAGUGUACUCUUGAGGAUUGUGUCAUAACAUCUUCUGUCGGAAGAUCAUCUAUAUGCACAAAGGCAACAAUAAGGACGGGUUUAAACAAAACAUUCCACAUAGGCAAUGUUAUGAUUGGCCCCGGUUUUUGGGAGGCUCUACAUGGUCUGAAUAUCAAGUGUCUGGAUAUCAAUGGACUGAAUGCUGACUGUAUGGAACACGGUUCAGAGUCUUUGUUUAGGUCUCUAAAAUCGCUCAUAAAGCUGGACACGCUUAGUAUAAGCGCGAAGGAAUUCCAUCCCUCUUUGUGGAAGGCUCUACAUGGUCUGAAUAUCAAGUGUCUGAAUAUCAAUGGACUGGAUGCUGACUGUACGGAACACGGUUUAGAGUCUUUGUUUCAGUCUCUAAAAUCACUCGUACAACUGGACACGCUUAGUAUACGCGCGAAGGAAUUCCAUCCCACUUUGUGGAAGGCUCUACAUGGUCUGAAUAUCAAAUGUCUGAAUAUCAAGUGUCUGAAUAUCAAUGGACUGAAUGCUGCCUGUAUGGAAGAAGGUUCAGAGUCUUUGUUUCAGUCUCUAAAAUCACUCGUACAACUGGACACGUUAACUAUAAGCGCGAAGGAAUUCCAUCCCACUUUGUGGAAGGCUCUACAUGGUCUGAAUAUCAAGUGUCUGAAUAUCAAGUGUCUGAAUAUCAAUGGGCUGGAUGCUGACUGUAUGGAACACGGUUUAGAGUCUUUGUUUCAGUCUCUAAAAUCACUCGUACAACUGGACACGCUUAGUAUAAGCGCGAAGAAAUUCCAUCCCACUUUGUGGAAGGCUCUAUAUGGUCUGAAUAUCAAAUGUCUGAAUAUCAAGUGUCUGAAUAUCAAUGGACUGAAUGCUGCCUGUAUGGAAGAAGGUUCAGAGUCUUUGUUUCUGUCUCUAAAAUCACUCGUACAACUGGACACGUUAACUAUAAGCGCGAAGGAAUUCCAUCCCACUUUGUGGAAGGCUCUACAUGGUCUGAAUAUCAAGUGUCUGAAUAUCAAGUGUCUGAAUAUCAAUGGGCUGGAUGCUGACUGUAUGGAACACGGUUUAGAGUCUUUGUUUCAGUCUCUAAAAUCACUCGUACAACUGGACACGCUUAGUAUACGCGCGAAGGAAUUCCAUCCCACUUUGUGGAAGGCUCUACAUGGUCUGAAUAUCAAAUGUCUGAAUAUCAAGUGUCGGAAUAUCAAUGGACUGAAUGCUGCCUGUAUGGAAGAAGGUUCAGAGUCUUUGUUUCAGUCUCUUAAAUCACUCGUACAACUGGACACGUUAACUAUAAGCGCGAAGGAAUUCCAUCCCACUUUGUGGAAGGCUCUAUAUGGUCUGAAUAUCAAAUGUCUGAAUAUCAAGUGUCGGAAUAUCAAUGGACUGAAUGCUGCCUGUAUGGAAGAAGGUUCAGAGUCUUUGUUUCAGUCUCUUAAAUCACUCGUACAACUGGACACGUUAACUAUAAGCGCGAAGGAAUUCCAUCCCACUUUGUGGAAGGCUCUACAUGGUCUGAAUAUCAAGCAUCUAAAUAUCAAGUGUCUGAAUAUCAAUAGACUGAAUGCUGCCUAUAUGGGACAAGGUUCAAGGCUCAAGGUGGAAGAAUCUGUAAAAUCUGUACAUCAAAAUUGUAAAUCUCAGUCUAAAUGGUAGAUGUAGUAGUCGUCUAAGAGUAAAUACAUCGCCCUCACAAAGGGACACAACAUAUUAUAAUCUUGCGAAGCCCCAUCUUGAUCUGUUAGAGAGUCUUUUUUGUCUGAAAAAAAAGAGCUUCAGUCUCUAUGAAAGUAGAGAACAUGAGCUAGUGGAUCGUAUAUUGAAAUGGUAUAAGUCAGACUUGCCGCUUGGUAAGCAUGUUGUUCUCGUGAACACGGACAGAUUUGACGUUAAGGGCUUCCAUUUCGAGAGGCUUAGAGGAUGUGUAUUGAUAGGUAUUAAAGAGAAUCAUGAUUCGGCAGAUUCGGCAUCGAAACAGUUCCUAGCAUCGCUCAGAACGGUUUUGAAGUCCCGGUCUACGGGUGGCUUUACAUGUAAGAUGUAAGUUGACAUUUAAUAAUGUAUACUCGUUAUCGUGUCACGAUCGUCGUUCAUACAGCUAGAAUUACUUGGUAUUAGCCCUGUCCCACUCACACGCAAAGUGAAAAGGGCUAUGCGCAAACAGCAUAAAACCGGAACAGCCUGCGAGUAACUAAGUCUGUUCAGGUUUUAUGUUGUUUGCUGCUAAUUCGUAACUUUGGGUUGGAAAUGAAGCCAUUUAAAACUUGAAUUUAGUAAGAAAGGUAUUUAAAUAAAAUUAACUUUCUAUGGGACUACACAUGCGACAAAAUUCGUAUCUAAGAGAUAAAGGGUUAAAGAGCCAGGAGACAGAUCCGAUCUAUGGGUGGCUCUUCGUGGCCUGAAUAUUACAUUUCUGAGUCUGGAUGGUGUGGGAAGCAAUGUCGUAGGGAAUUAUGUAGUGUUUAUGUCGACAUGGCUAACAGAACUGGAAACCAUUAGUAUCAAACAGUUACUCUCAUCGUUCACACAGUUAGAAACGCUUAGAAUUAAAAUGCUUGAAGGCUUCCAAUGACUUUUGGGGGCUCUAUGUGAUCUGGAUAUUGAGUUGAAUCUGACUUAUUUGCGUGGAGGUUUGAGAUUUGUGAUAGUUAAACAAUGGUUAGAUCUAUAAGUAUUCUAGCACGUACAUCUGGAAACGCUAACACUAUGUUUGCAAUUAGGAACAAUUAGGAAAUCCGUUACCGCUGCCUCCUUCAGUGAAGUAUUUAAAUAUCUUCAUUCAUGAAUUUAUUCCGCUAUAUUUAUUCCAAAUUGUACAACUUGUCUGCAUUCACUCAGACAGUUGAGAUCAAGCUGGAAUUCGGUUGUGAUGUUGUGUCACUAUUUAAUAAAGUAUUACAUUGUCAUCCAAAAGGAACUGGAGACUCUGGAAAAUAUUAAAGUAACACGAUUACUGACAUUUAACGUUGAAAAAAAAUACAAAUUGGUAUUGAAUGACGUGUUAAGAACUUUAUUGUUGACGUUGAUGGCAAUCAUGGUGAUAUUGUCGGUGAUGAUGAGCUUUAUAAACAAUUCAUAGGUAGUGUGGCUUAGUUGAAUAGCAUUUCUAUUAGACUUCAUAUUAAUAAAGAUCCAGUUUCGAUCUAGCAUAAAUAAAAAACGUUUAAAAUGCUUCCGACUGCUAAGCAUAAUAAUAUAACAAUAAUAUGUUUUUUUAGUGCCAAAAACUGUUUGAGUUGCUGUGUAAUUGAAUCGAAUGCAUCUAACUGAAUUAUUAUUUGUUUCAUGAUAACAAUAAAAAUGUAUUCUCAG